Messenger RNA from Crotalus tigris (Tiger rattlesnake), 6939 nucleotides. RefSeq names its product KIAA1522 ortholog (gene NHSL3). Gene Ontology annotation, biological process: cell differentiation. The record is from RefSeq and is a predicted model, not a curated record. Bases 1062 to 4679 code for a protein of 1205 amino acids. The transcript has 7 exons. Lineage: Eukaryota; Metazoa; Chordata; Lepidosauria; Squamata; Viperidae.
GAAAGGGGGGGGCUGCUGCUUUCUGCCAUGCAUAGUGUCAGCGGUUGCUCGCUGCUUUAUUUUUAGAGGUGCCUCCAGCUGUGGAGUCAGUAGAUCAGCCACAGUCCUGACUUCACUAAGUGGUGCAUUGUUUUGUCAGAAGCAUCACAAUUAAAAUAAGGCAUAGUAUAUGACAUAAAAUUUAAAAUGUAAAAUACAAGAUUAAAAUAUGUACAAAUUAAGCAGAUCUUGCCCAGAAACUAGCAACAAUAACUGCGUUCUGUCGUGCUGCCGUGAGGUCCUCAAGUGUACACAGAUCAGGAUACAAAAGGCAGAUAUACACAUGUGUUGUGGUCUGCAUGUCACCACAAUCGCAUAGAGCACCAGGUAGCCGCAUUUGUUCAGGGUGUCUCUGGGUCGGUUGUUCCCGUGUGCAGUUUGUUGCAUGAUUUCCAUACUUCCCAGAUUUGGUCAGACCGGGCUGCCAGCUCCUCCGUUGGUUCCAUCCCGUGUUGGUUCUUUGUGGCUUUCGACAGGUCCUCUCUGCUUCCAAAGUCUUCAAAGUCUUCUGUCGACCUAAAGAAGCUUUUCCUGGAUUUUAUGCUCUGCUGAGCUGGCUGUAGGCCGUAGAGAGGAGGGCGUUGUCUAAAUAUUGAUGACUGGAGGCUCUCUGUAUACUGCUGCUUCUCAGCAAACAGCCGGCAGGGCAAUGCUGGCUUGGUGGUGGAUCUUAUCUGGAGGGGAAGGUUUAAGGCAUCUGGUAAUAAUUCUGCUAGCUUCAUUCAGGGCAACGUGUACUUUCCCAGCAUGUACUGAUUUAUACCAGACUGGGCAGGCACAUUUGCCUGCCGAGUAGCAAAGAGCUAGAGCUGUUGCCAUAAGGACUGCUGGUUUGGAAACCCAGGUAGAGCUGGUUAAUUUCCUGAGGAUGUUCUGUCGUCCAUUGACCUUCAGUUUGUUACAGUGCUGCUUAUAUGUUAGGGCCCUAUCCAGAGUGACCCCUGAAUAUUUAGGCCUGUGACAAAGUGAUGUAUUUAUAUCUCUAGAUCCCGCCCGGAGAAAUGGCUUAAACAAACAGCCGAAUGGCUGGGCAGUCGUUAGCUUGUGCCGGGCCCAAAUCGAGAGGGUGUCUUUGGACAUGGUCACCUUGCUGUGUUAGAAGUGCUGCUGCCCAGGCGGCGAACGAGGAGAAGCGGCUGAACGUCCAGUGCAAGGCUGUAGGAGACCAGCCGGACAACGUGUUCUUCCCCAGCAGCCGCCCCAAACAUCUGGAGGAGCUGCACAUCCAGGCGCAGGCGGGACUCAAGUCCUUGCAGAAUCUAGAGAAACAGAAGAAGACCAGGAAGAUCUGGGACCACAGCGAGACCAGCAGUAUCCAGCAGUCUUCCCAGUCCACUGAGGGUGAUGAUAUUUCCAUCCGAAGCCAAGCCUCCUCGUGCACCACAGAAGAUGCCUCCGAAGACGCCAUGUCUGUCCGCUCCGAGAUGAUCCAGAGAAAAGGCUCCACCUUCCGACCACACGAUUCCUUUCCGAAAUCAUCUGGAAAGGGAGAAAAGCGGCGAAGAGAGCGGAGGACCACAGUCCUGGGGCUGCCCCAACACGUGCAGCAGGAGCUGGGCCUGAGCAACGGGCGUGACUCCACAAAACGUCCUGGCAGCAUUGCAGUCAGAGCUGGCCCGACACCGCAGCCACUGGUGAAUGGCAGCCAGUUGCCCGGCCCUGCCAUCCAGAUCCCCACUGUCGAUGGGAAGCCGCUCACCACCGCCCUUCCCAAGGGGGGGGCCCGCGUCUCCCUCCAGGCCCUGGAGGCCCGUUCCUCAGAGGCUGCCCUCCAGCAGCACAUCAACCGCCUCUACUACGAUGACUCGAUGCUGGGCCACAAGACAGCAGCCAAGCUGUCUCCUAUGGCCAGGCCCAAGUCCCUGGCUGUUCCCUGGAUGACCACCCAGCCCAGUUCUCCCGAGCUGUUGAGACCGGUCAUGUCCAUCUCGCCACAGGGCACCUACCUCUCCAAGAUUAUUCCCAACGCCAUCAUGCCGCCCAUGGUGGAUGUCAUUGCUCUGUCCUGCAACCGGGUGCGCACCCUCAGCCGCUGCAGCCUGGCCACCGCCAGCCCGGCCCUCUCGUUGCGCUCCACGGGUCACUUCCCUGCCGCUCCCCGCAGCCGAGAGCACUCCUCCUCCAGCGACAACUGGAGCCACUCGCAGUCCACUGAGACCAUCGUCUCCAAUGCAUCCACCAUCUCCUCCCGUGGGGGCCCCAGUGGCCAGAAGGACGAGGCAGGGCCAAGCGGCAGGGACUCCCCUGCAGGCAGGCCUAACUGUCUCAGUUCUGCCAGCCCUACCAAGUCCAGACCAGCCAGAGCCGCCCCGGCUUCUCCCAGCCUGCUGGGGGUGCGGCUAGCAGGGAGCAGUGGCCGAGCCUCGCCCACUUACAGCACCAGCAGCGUAGCUGAGGGCUCGGACGAUGCAAGCGUGCGCAGUGACCGCUCCUCGAGCCGUAGUGUCUCACUACGGAAGAUGAAGACGGCCCCCUUGCCCCCCCGGAGGACGUACUCCUUGCACCAGAAGGCCCAGCAGCUGGAAGCUGAAGGGGCGCCCCGAGGAACGGGGCUGCCUCCCAAGCCGGAGCGGAGGCCCCACCGGGAAGGUGCACAACACCCCAGCCUGCCCAACGAGGACGACGUCUUCUCCCCCGUCCACUUGGGUGGGACCAGCAGCCUGCAGUCCAGCAAUCUGGCCUGCUCACCAGAUCUCUCUGCCCGGAGCCCAGGGAGGGUCAGCCAGCUGCGGGAGACUGAUGGGAGCGAGGCCCAGGAGCCUGGUUCUCCCCAUCGCUUUGGCCGCACCAUGUCUCCAUCAAGCGGCUACUCCAGCCAGAGCGGCACCCCCACACUGCACCCCAAAAGCCUCCUCUCCCAUGCCGUGUCCCCGGGGAAGAAGAGGCCGCAGCCGAAGAAGCCGGAGCGCAUCUGCUCCCUACAGUCCCCAGGACCCUCCCUCUCCUCCUCCUCCCUGACCUCCCUCUCCUCCUUGGCCUCCGACCCUGCGCCCCCUGAAGGGACGGCCCCGCCCACCCCCGGCUCCCUCCUGGCCUCCUCUCCUGCCGCCCCACGUUAUGUUGACCGCUUUGUGAUCCCUCCCCAUCCAAAAGUCCCGGCUCCCUUCUCCCCACCCCCCACCGAGCCAAAGAGCAAGGAAGGGAUGGUGGCUGCUUUGCCCCCUGGCAGCCAAGCCCGCAAGCAGCCCAGCCCUCUCACCAAGGAGGGCUCACCCCCACCGUCCCCUCCACCAGCAUACCACCCCCCUCCGCCCCCGGUGAAGAAGGCCGAGCCGAGUCCUGAGGACCCUGGAACUGCGCUGGUUCCCUCCGAGGUUGAGCUGGGGGCUUCCACAGACCCCUUAUGGCUCCCCCCGCCCCCGCCCCUGCUGGAUGAGCAGGAUCUGUCCAUGGCUGACUUCCCUCCGCCAGAUGAGGCCUGCUUCCUGCUGCCUCCCCCACUCUUGCAGACGGAGUCUGGGGAAGCACCCUCUGUGGAAGCAGGUGGUGCAGAGCCCCCUCCAGACCCCCAAACAGCCAACCCUGCAGGGCAGGAAGAUGGAACACCUCCCUGCUUCCCCACCGUGGUGUCUGCAAACUUCCUGCAGCCAAGAAUUCUGCCCCUGCCACCCCCAAGCACAGAGCCGUGUCCACUUCCCAACCUUUCUCCAGGUGGAGAACUAUCCAGCUCUCAGUUGGGCUCCAGGCACCCCACUGCCUCAGGGGCUGCAGUGCCCUCCAGUAUUCCCCCCCAGAUUAAGAAGCCGCCCCCCAGCUCCCAUCCCGACCUCAAGAAGGAGCCUGCCACGCGCAGCAAGGCUGUCUCGGUGCCCAAGGAGGAUGCCAGCCUGCCCAUCGUUACACCAUCCCUGCUGCAGAUGGUCCGCCUGCGCUCAGUUGACGUGGAGGCCCACGGCCCUGGGAUCAGUCCAGCUGGCGGGCCCGUGACCUCCAUGGAGUCCAGCAGAGCAAACAUGGCCACAGAUGGGAAGACGGCCCCCUCAGCCCCCCAGAAGCCUCUCCGCAAGUCCCUGUCCUUGAGGGGGGGACAGCCUGCUUCGAAAGAGGGGCUUAACCCCCUGCAUGAGGCUGUGCGACUGAAGGCCUCCACCUUGACUUCCAGGGAAGCCAUGAGUCUCGGAAUGGCUGAGAGGAAGACUGGGAGCCGGAUGGCGCUGCCAGGCACCUCUUCUGCCCCGGCUAGCAACGGCCCGGUGUCCCCUCUCCACAAAUCCCCUGCCUCCACCGCCAGCUUCAUCUUUGCCAAGAGCCCCAAAAAGCUGGUCAUUGAAACUGCAUCCUCGUCGGAGGCCCAGGCCAGCCUGCAGAAAAACCUGGUGGCCGAAUUGAUGACUGUCUCCAGCCAGCGAUCCACAGCGGCCCCGGAGCUUCAUCUGCAGGGCUCAGCCAAGACCCCCAAGCACCAGAAGAUCCCCCCUCCCAUUGCCAAGAAGCCUUCUCUUGGGCCGGGGCGCAGGCCCUCCCCUCAAAGCCCAAAGCCCUCUGAAGCCGAGGAACCAGUGCUUGAGGAGAGGACUAAGGUGGGCUCUGGGAGCCGGACCUCUGCCUUGGAGUCUGGCGAUGGCAGCCCCCCAGCUGGACCUGACAAGCAGUUGCGGAGGAGCCCCACAGGACAAGACGGAAAAGAGGAGGUGGUGUGAAGGAGGACCCUACGAGGGCUGUUUGCCCGUAAGAUACAGGGAUUUUGAAAGAAAAAUAUUCUCAGGGACCUCUUAGGGCCAGAAGAGAAGCUUUGGUGGUGGCGCUGAAGAAAAGAACACCAACCUGCAGCCUUCUCCUGUGGCCUUGACAUUGAUGCAGCCGGGGGAGUGGCUUCAAAGUCCUCAGCAGCGCAACUCUCUCUUACACCCGGGGACAAAGGGGCGCAUCCCUUUCCCCCCUCCCGUCUCUCCCUGGACGCAAACCUCCUGUUGGUCCUGCUUGGUUUGGUGAUGUUGAAUCCCCCCCUCUCCCAUUUGGUGUGAGAAAACAGUUUAAGGUAGCAUAAGAUGAGGAGAACUCAGCAUCUGCCGGGAAGAUGGUCAAAACUGGAGCAGCUUGUUGCAGUUCACCCCCCCCCCAUGCCUUUUUAAUGGGUUGCAUUGUCUGUUGCUAUUCAGUGUGCAUUUGGGGAGUGGGGGGAGGAGAGAAAAUGGCCUGCGCUUGCACACCCAUGUGGCAUGGAAGCACUUUCUCAGUGGGACGUGAGGAGGACGGCCAUUGUGGGAAAUCCCUGCUCAGUCUUCCCGGACAGUGCUGGGUCCCAGAAGAGGCUCUGCUGGUAGUUUUGCUUUGGACUCCAGUGGGCAGAUUCUGGCUGUUGCAAACAGCUGAUUCCGGGUAGGGGGUGCCUGUAGGGAACCCCCCCUCACCUGCACCUGCUAAAAGCACAAAUGGCAGCCUGGAAGAUGGUGCAACUGCCAAAAGACACCAUUUUUUCCCAGUCUCUCUUCACCUGUGCGGUGAACGCUACCUUAGGGGAGCCCCCCCCCAAUGGGAGUGGGAGAAUCUCUGAGCUGUCUUGCAAUGGACAUGAGUAGUGAGCAGGCACCUGGCACAACACCGACAAGACUUAGCAAGCCCAGGCAGCUGUCUGGAAUGUAGCUGUUCACUGCCAAAAGAGCAAAAAAGCCACUGAAUUUUGCACCAAAACAUUCCAGUCCGGUCAUGAGAACAGAGGAUCCACUGACAAAUUGGGUAGGGGAACCACUUCAGGCCAGACUUUCCUUCUCCCCCUCCCAAGAAAUCCAAGUGAUAAGGUCAGGGGCGCCUGCACUGGAGUUUUAUUCGUGGUGAAUCUGCCCAUUUCUUGCCAAUGGGCCCAGAGAGAUGCAGAGUAAUUGGAUCCGAUUUGUAGCCCUUCUUUGGGGCGGCUGAAGCUGGGGGUGUAGAGAAGCUGGGGGUGCUGGGGGCCCAAAUUCCAUCCUUGGCUGAAGGGAAAGUCUGGAUGCAGAAACACUCGGGGGGGGGGGUGAGUCGGGAUGUCCCCAUCUGGCCAGGAGCAUCUGCAGUGUCCUUGUUAGGAUCUUCUCUCCCCCACCUGGCGUGGCCAGCAGUGGCUCAUCCCAGAGGUCUUUGUGGUACCCAGAAUGUGGUGAGGGCAGCCUCGGGCAUGGGAGCCCUCCAGGAUGGGUCCAGAUCACUUGCAACGCCCGUGUCUAGCCUUCUGGCUGGGAAGAUGGGAGCGCUCAGGUAGAGGCAGCUGCGGACAAGGGUGGUUUUGUGGUCUCCUGCCAGAAGUGCAAGGAAAGGGCUGGGCAUAGUUAACAAUGCUAAGUAACUAUUAUCUUCCUUAAUAGUCAACCUGGUUGGAGAAGACUCCGAGGAGACCCUCUGCAGAAGGGCAAAGGGGGAGCUGAGACCGGGGCUCUCCUGCCUUCCUAAACAACCACACGUGCCUGCCGUGGCAAAUGUUCUCCCCAGGUCCUCAGCCCCGGGGCACCCUGUGGGAGGCUUGCUACCAUCCUCAAGGAGAUCAGGGUGAGAUCAGGGUUUUCAGUCUCCACCAGAAGUCCAGCUGGACAUCGCUAGUGCACAUCCAGGCCUCUGUUCUUCGGCCCAUGUGCAAAGAGCAGGGGCCUCAGCAGGGGGGAGAAGAUGGUCAAGGCACCAUCCAGACUUGGGUGGCUGUCUGGAGAGCCAGCAGGGGAGGCGCUCACGGCUGCAAGGGAGACCAAAAAGCUCUGCCUGGUUUUCUCUCCCCCUCCCAAUUUCCCUUCCCCCCCCCUCGCUUUUUUCUUCUCUUGGACAGCUGGCAGCUGCUCUCUACACCUUGGAAAACUUUGGAGUCUGUUGAUUUGAUUUCCACUAUGGUAGAGAAAGAGAAGGGUUCCUUUUAAAAAAAAAAAAAAAGGUCAAUUCUGUUUUAAAAAAGAUGAAUGUGCAUUUGUAAAAUGACUGAUUAAAAGCUUGCUUGCUGAA